This is a messenger RNA of Acanthoscelides obtectus, 513 nucleotides long. NCBI's taxonomy places the organism in Eukaryota, Metazoa, Arthropoda, Insecta, Coleoptera, Chrysomelidae. The record is from the annotation of a GenBank genome assembly.
AUGAAUACACAGCUACACAACAUACAUGAUCGUGCGCUUGAGCAUGUUACAGUAAACGAACUAGAAAGAUCCUUCACCUUUUUGAUACGAUUAGCGCAACAGGAAGCGUUUUCAGAGGAGAUCAGUUCUUUACAAAAGAAUCGUAAACUUCAAUGCAAUAACCGCUUAGUUAGCUUAAACCCAUUCAUAGACGAAUGCGGAAUCAUGCGCGUUGGAGGGCGCUUGACGACAACGCCCCCUCCAGCUAAGUGGCGUCUUGGAAGAGUCAUUCAGCUGUCACCUGGCACCGACGGCGUCACCCGAGUUGCAACGUUGAAAACCGAGAACGGAAUGACUUCUAGAGCUAUCAAUCGCCUGGUUCCAUUGCCGGUUGUCCAUCCGCAGGAUUCCCAAGGCCCGGGGCAUGUAUGUGCUACGCCACUGGCAAAAUGGGUUUCGACCAUCUCCCGCAGGAGCGCGCCACCAUCCAGCGCGCAGCCUACCACUGCCGACCGGAAGACCGUUGAAUUUUGA